CUGUGCUGCACCCUGCGGGAGGCGGACGCCAUCCGGGAAGCGUUCGAGCGCGCCGGGGUGAUGCUGGAGUUCGGUCCGCCGCGGCGCAACUGGACGGUCUACCAGCAGGCGCGGGCCAUCGCGGCGAGCGGCGAGCUGGGGCGCGUGCAGCGUGUGGUCGGCUUCUGGGGCAACAGCGUCGGCGGCCACGGGCUGGACACGGUGCUGUACCUGGCCGGCGACCCGGAGGAGGUCACCUCGAUCCGCGGCACGCUGGACACGCUCAGCCCGGCGCCGGGAGACACCUCGCACAUGAACUUCGUCAAGGACCCGUCGAUCCGCAGCGCGCUGAUCGAGUUCGCCGACGGCCCGGACAUCGCCGUGGUCGGCACCGGCAACCUGGAGUUCGAGCUGGUCUGCGAAGGAGGACUCAUCCGCGUCCACAACGACGGCGAGGAACUGGCGGUGCGCAGGAAGGAGACGCGGGCCGGCUUCGACCCGGUCCCGGUAGAGCCGGUCGAGCACUGGAGCGGCACGGUGCGCAAGAUCCGCGACCUGGUGCAGGCGAUCCGCACCGGCCAGCCGGCCGUGAGCAACCUGCGGAUCGCCAUGCUCUCCACCGAGAUCGGCUUCGGCCUCUACGAGUCGCACCUGCGCGGCGGCACGGCCGUGCGCCCCCCGAUCCCCAACCGCGACCGCAUCGUGUCGAGCUGGUGA
Molecule: messenger RNA, 696 nt
Organism: Geodia barretti
Lineage: Eukaryota; Metazoa; Porifera; Demospongiae; Tetractinellida; Geodiidae
Source: the annotation of a GenBank genome assembly